AUGAGCUAUGACGAGAAUAGCGUCAUUGGUUCUCCGGGGCGCCAAUUUCAACGGAUACUGAAUGCAAGCAAUACCGCCCUAUCGAGCAUCAAAUUUCCCGGGGACCCUGAUGAGUUUCCAAAUUCGAAUGACUGGAUUAACAUUGCUAUUGUGAUUCCCCAAGAAAGAGAACUAAGAAUGAGGCUAAAGCGCAGUGCCCCAUUGAGGGUCAUACUGAAUGUGGUUGCCGUUUUGCUGGAUCAAGGUGGAGUGAUGGAAAACGGCAAACUUUGUCUUCUUAGUCCGCCUUAUGAUGAGGGCAACUCAAGCUGCAAGGUGCUGCCGAUAGAUCAAACUCCAGACGACAUUGAACUCGAGGAUAACGUGAGAGUUGAGCCCGCACUUGUCGUUGAAGGUGGAACUGCUACCAAAUCAGAGGACAUUUAA
This is a messenger RNA of Mesocestoides corti, 426 nucleotides long. NCBI's taxonomy places the organism in Eukaryota, Metazoa, Platyhelminthes, Cestoda, Cyclophyllidea, Mesocestoididae. The record is from the annotation of a GenBank genome assembly.